GUCAAGCUGGCGAUGAUCAGCCCCCUCCGCUCUUGCCUGAGACGUUACUGUGAGGCACUUCGUUUCCGGAGGUGAAGCAGAAGUGGACAGUUUCCUUUUCCAGCUCCGGACGGCGACUAUUCCCACUAAUCGUCAUGGCAAGCAACGCGUCGGACUAUUCCGACUCAUCAACCACCAGGUGCUGACUCCUGGUCUGCAUAGUUGACAUUAGUUUGACUGUCGGAGCCUUCAACUUCUACCUUCCAAACCUUUUUGCUGUGUGUCUCGGAGGUCAAAGACAGCGCUCUAUUAACGUGGCCCCUGCCGGUCCAGUCAGUUGUUGCCCCAGCAUCCGUAAGAAUGGAUUUCGAAAGUACGUUCACGCCGGAUUUCGAGGUGGAGGAGACAUCAUUCAUUGUGCCUGAUCCAGAGAUGAGUGGCGCUUCACCAAAUGUCGAGGAAGAGGUUUUGGAGGUCAGAGUAUCGGAUGCUCUUUACACUGAGUUGGAUGUUCCACUCGGAGUGCUGCGCGAAAGGAAUGCCCGACGCGAGCGCCAUCGACCCGUAACGGUUUGGGAUAGACUUGGGCCUGCCAGGGGAGCGGCUGUUGAGUUGAGUAAUGAAGAAGAGGAGGAGGAGGAGACGACUGCAAGGUUCAACCGGUUCGAGCGUGAGCGGCCCGAGCCUGAGAUCUACGUGAUCCCCGAGGAAGAGCCAGAAGAGGGGGAGGUUCUCGACAAUGGAGCAGGCGAUCCCUGUGUGAGAAAAUCUCAACGUGGAAGAGUCACUUCAGGGACAGGGCGCCAUGUCCCUGCUAAUGCAGGAGCUCCCGCCGUUCCUGAAGUCCCUUCAGGUGCUGGGGUUGCAACAGCCCCUUCUGCUCGAGCUAUCCCUGGGCGUGUUGCCCAUGUACCAGCCCCUGGGCGUGUUGCCCAUGUUCCUGGUUCAUCGUCUCGUGGACAUCGUACAGCUCAUGUUCCUGCUUCCUCUUCUCGAGGACAUCAUACUGCUCCAGUUCCUGCUCUGUCAGUUUCUGAUGAGCCUGCUGUUGCUUCUGGUUUCUCUUCUCGAGGACAUCGUACCGCUCAUGUUCCUGGUUCAUCGUCUCGUGGACAUCGUACAGCUCAUGUUCCUGCUUCCUCUUCUCGAGGACAUCAUACUGCUCCAGUUCCUGCUCUGUCAGUUUCUGAUGAGCCUGCUGUUGCUUCUGGUUCAUCGUCUCAUGUUCCUGCUUCCUCUUCUCGAGGACAUCAUCCUGCGCACGCUACUGGACGAAAUCGGGGUGGUUCAGGCUCUCGAGCUGGAGUCUUACCGAGGAGGCCUAAACCACGUACCAGUGACGAAAAAUUGAAAGAGUAUCGUCGUAAUUUGAAGGAAAAGUAAAUCUCAGACUUGUCGUUUAGACGUUUUUUUAAGUGAUUGUGACAUUUGCAGUCAAGUUGUUUAGAC
Messenger RNA from Thrips palmi, 1428 nucleotides. RefSeq names its product cadherin-related family member 5-like. The transcript has 6 exons. NCBI's taxonomy places the organism in Eukaryota, Metazoa, Arthropoda, Insecta, Thysanoptera, Thripidae. The record is from RefSeq and is a predicted model, not a curated record. Bases 340 to 1362 code for a protein of 340 amino acids.